GUAAUACUCAGUGACAGAGCAGCCGGAGAGGCUCCAGCCUGACUGACGCCUGACUGUGUGCCUCCUCCUCCUCCUCCUCCUCCUCCUCCAGACACAGCCGCCUCACUCCUCCGUACCCCACCGGACACCACACACAGAAUACUUGAAUCUGAUGUUGAACAACCGGGUUUGAAAGAGUCAUUUCAAAAAGAAAAAUCAGAAGGUUAAGCCGCCUGGUCUUUUCAGAAGUCUACCAAGUGACCCCCAACAAGUCUUAUGCACACCAGCACUCCUAUCAGUUCCUUGUUCUCCUUCACAAGCCCGGCAGUAAAACGGCUGCUGGGCUGGAAGCAAGGAGACGAAGAGGAAAAAUGGGCAGAGAAGGCUGUGGAUUCUCUGGUGAAGAAGCUAAAGAAAAAGAAGGGUGCCAUGGAGGAGCUGGAGAGGGCACUCAGUACACCGGGACAGUCCAGUAAAUGUGUCACCAUCCCAAGGUCACUGGAUGGGAGGCUACAAGUGUCACAUCGUAAGGGUCUGCCACAUGUCAUCUAUUGUAGGGUCUGGAGGUGGCCAGAUCUGCAGUCACAUCAUGAGUUGAAACCACUUGAAUGCUGCGAGUUCCCAUUUGGAUCAAAGCAGAAAGAUGUGUGCAUCAAUCCUUAUCAUUACCGCCGGGUAGAAACGCCAGUCCUUCCACCGGUCCUAGUUCCAAGACACAGCGAGUUUAAUCCACAGCUCAGCCUGCUUGCCAAGUUUCGUAACACCUCUCUCAAUAAUGACCCACUAAUGCCACACAAUGCAACCUUCCCCGAGUCCUUCCAGCAACCAUCCUGUACUCCAUUCUCUACUUCACCCAGCAACAUCUACCACCAUUCUCCAAACACUAUAGGCUACCCUGAUUCCCCCAGAAGUUCUUCUGAUCCAGGAAGCCCAUAUCAAAUCACAGAUACCCCUCCACCACCAUACAACCCACCAGAAAUACUUGGGAACCAAAACAGACAUUCUGGUGACGCCAAUGAUUGCCAGUUUAUUUUGUCAGCAUCAAACAGAGAUUUCCGCCCAGUUUGUUACGAGGAACCAUUACACUGGUGUUCGGUUGCUUAUUAUGAACUGAACAAUCGGGUGGGAGAAACAUUUCAGGCAUCGUCUCGCAGUAUUCUCAUUGACGGUUUUACGGAUCCCACCAACAACAAGAACAGAUUCUGCUUAGGCCUUCUCUCUAAUGUCAAUCGUAACUCAACUAUUGAAAACACCCGUCGGCACAUUGGGAAAGGAGUUCACCUGUAUUAUGUCGGUGGAGAGGUAUAUGCAGAGUGCGUCAGUGACAGCAGUAUUUUUGUACAAAGUCGCAACUGUAACUACCAGCAUGGCUUCCACCCAGCAACCGUGUGCAAGAUCCCAAGUGGCUGCAGCCUAAAGAUAUUCAAUAACCAGCUGUUUGCCCAGCUUCUGUCACAGUCCGUUAACCAAGGGUUCGAGGUGGUGUACGAGCUGACCAAGAUGUGCACGAUCCGGAUGAGUUUUGUAAAAGGUUGGGGAGCGGAAUAUCACCGCCAAGACGUCACCAGCACUCCAUGUUGGAUUGAGAUCCAUCUUCACGGUCCUCUACAAUGGCUGGACAAGGUUCUGACCCAGAUGGGCUCCCCACACAAUCCCAUCUCCUCUGUAUCAUAAUACAAAUCUCCGGAGUGCUAUUGCAGGCAGUGGCUUAAAGAUGAUCUUUUCUUUCUUUCUUUUUAAUAACUUAGUGAUUAGUCCUGUAAAUACCUAAAUUUCAGUUUAUGUCCCGUGGCUUUUCUGUGUAACAUUGAGAAAACUGUGCUAAAAAAAAACGUUCUGUGUUUUUGAUAUUCUAAACCAUAUUUCUAUGGAGAUAGCACUUCACUGAUAUGCAGCAGAUCUUAAAAAAAAAAAAGAAAAAAAAUUCAAUUUAUUUCAAACUACUUUUGGUUCUUUGAAUGUAAAAUGAUUCCGUUUUGAUGCACUUAAACACGGUACACCACAUAAAGAUUUUAUCUUGUUUUCUUAUUUUUUUUUAUAUACAUUUUCUUUAUUGAUAAUUUCACACAGAUGUGGAUUAAAUAAGAUUUUUUUAUAUGUUUAUUUUAUAUUUAAUUCGAGAAAAGCAUU
Molecule: messenger RNA, 2109 nt
Organism: Rana temporaria (common frog)
Lineage: Eukaryota; Metazoa; Chordata; Amphibia; Anura; Ranidae
Gene: SMAD9
Product: SMAD family member 9
Exons: 7
Coding region: 256-1653 (465 amino acids)
Biological process (GO): cell differentiation; regulation of transcription by RNA polymerase II; transforming growth factor beta receptor signaling pathway
Cellular component (GO): heteromeric SMAD protein complex
Molecular function (GO): RNA polymerase II cis-regulatory region sequence-specific DNA binding; I-SMAD binding; DNA-binding transcription factor activity, RNA polymerase II-specific
Source: RefSeq, a predicted model, not a curated record